Dichotomopilus funicola is the source of this 489-nucleotide messenger RNA. RefSeq names its product putative GTP-binding controlling metal-binding domain-containing protein. The annotation marks the transcript as partial. The transcript has a single exon. Lineage: Eukaryota; Fungi; Ascomycota; Sordariomycetes; Sordariales; Chaetomiaceae. The record is from RefSeq and is a predicted model, not a curated record.
AAAGGGGGGGAGGUGCCGAGGGCGCCGGGGAUGAAGUAUAAGCAUUAUAGUCCGAGGGCGAGGGUUGUUUUGUUUGAGGGGGGUAAACCGAGAGAGGGAAAGGGAGAGGGGAAAGGGAUGAUGGAGGGGAUAGAACUGGAGGGCAAGACGGUCGGUGUGAUUCGGACGGUGAGGUGGGAAGUUGCUGCGGGAUUGCGACAUGGUAACCCAGGUGAGGUUGCCGGGGAAGUGAAAGAUGCAAAGACAGAGCUAGUCGUGAGGAAAGGGGCUUUGCUAGCAGAGGACGGGACCACAGAAACGGGCACGUUGUUGGAUGUGGACCUUGGCAAGGACAUCAAGGGCGUGGCGCACGGGUUGUUUGCGGCGUUGCGGGAACUCGACCGGCUGGGGGCGGAUGUGAUUCUAGUCGAGGGGGUUGGCGAUGGGGAUGAUAUGGCUGCGGCGGUUAUGAACCGGUUGCGGAAGGCCGCGUCGGAGAUUAGGGUUUAG